Molecule: messenger RNA, 1458 nt
Organism: Xylaria bambusicola
Lineage: Eukaryota; Fungi; Ascomycota; Sordariomycetes; Xylariales; Xylariaceae
Exons: 2
Coding region: 1-1458 (485 amino acids)
Source: RefSeq, a predicted model, not a curated record
AUGGGCUUAGAAGUGUCCGGCAUGAACACUCAGCUUCUGACGCUGACUUUGGUCGAGUCGUUCAAUGCUCUAGCAGACCAAGUACAGAACCUGAGCGAUCGCCAGACUAUCUUGGAGCAUAAGCUUCGGUAUGCACACGAACAGUUCCAAUACCUAGCCGACAAAUAUGCGGUUGCCGCGCAUGAGGUAUCAGAGACAUUGGUGAACCUACAGGUUCCACCUGAAUUACACACUUCCUCACUAGCAAAUACAAAUUUUGUUCCACUCCCUAAUCGCAAGACCUCCGAUUCCAAACAUCAAAUUGCCGUGAUCAUCCGCGAAGGUAGACGCGUCGCUUCCUCCCUAACCGACUUCAGCAAGAGUAGCCAGACCAGUAGGAACAGAGACAGUCUCGAUCCCACAACUGUGACUACCAUGUCCACUAUACUCGAGCAGGACUUUACCGUGGAGGGGAAGAAGGGAAGCCUAGACUGUCCCUUCUCUCAGCAGGAUGGGCAAGAUUCACAGUCAAACCAUCGACAGGGCCACCAAGUACAUGAAGAUCCUAUAUGUGCAGCUAUGUAUGACGAGACGGGCUCCCAGCAGGCAGCUGCCAAAUGCCCUAUUCGAUAUCUUGACCAACAUUCCCCUGAGGAGAUUGCAGAUUACCUCGAAAAGCAUAAACACGAGCUUCCCCGAAGCCAUGAAGUAUGUGUCAGACGCUACCAGAAAAACGAGGAGCAUAUUAGAAAGCUAGACGCCAAGUACGGCAAUCUUGUCAGUAUGGUUGAGGGCCUAGGAAAAAUACACCAACCAAUGUUACCUGAGCAAGACACUCGGCCGCAAAGUGAUGUAGAACUGGCGUCAAACGAUAGGGUACAAGACUGGGCACACACAGUCAGUGCUACUGCCGCUAAUGACCCCGACCAAACUGCCCUAGACCAUGACGAGGAAGACGAAGAGAGACAAAGUCACUUUGACCGUCCACUUAAAGAAGUUCGUGUUGGCGAAUCGCCUAGCCGCCCUUGGGGUAUAUCAGUCCCGGUCUUCUCGGAUGGGCAAUCGAGCCAGAGUGUACCUCAAGGACGACCAGAGUCUCCUCCAGCACCAGUCCAUAUGCCGUCUCCAAUUAUGGAAGCGGAAACACCGUUACCGAAGAAGGGGAAAUGUCCAUUCGACCACACUAAACUGACAGCAAUGAACAACGCGACGCCUCAUAAGCAGAAGGAUCAAAGUUCUAUUCGAUUAACUGAUAUUCCGCCCUUGAACCAACCCUUUACUCCCUCUCGACAUGGUCCUCCUCCAACACAAACAGCUGCUAGCCCCUUACCUCAACCUGCCUUUAUAAAUCCAACGAAUCCGGCACUCUCCAAAUCAGGGGCUGCGCCUCAAAUGGUAUUCACCGGUCCGGUAUUCAUUGGCUAUCCAGUCGAGCAAGCCAUGCAGCUCAUGCAGUUUUUUCAAACACAACAACAGUAG